CAUCCCUGACACAACUUCUCUGCAGUGACUCAUGACGACUACCCCCAGGAUGCAGUAUAACAGAGGCUUCCCACUGAUCGAAGAGACUGGAUCUACAGAUUCCUUGCACAAUCCCGACUUUCUCGAUGCGUUGCUGAAGCCUCAAGGCUGCAAGUGCGGAAUCCCGUGAACCCCACCACGUGGACCAAAGAGCCCCGUGACUAGGCCACCAAUCCACGCUAUUACGUCCUGUCUGUCCCUUUGACCAGAGCGCCAGGUCAACCAACUUGCUGCGACUCAGGAGGAGAAUAUGAGCACCGGGGAGCAAGGCCGUGGCCGCGACUGGGCCAUCCAGCACAUCCCCGUGGAUGAAGACGGUGCUCGAUUUACCCUCGACAAGCUCAAGCCGUUCCGCCUUGCAGCGCUGCAACAUGAUCCAGAUGCGUUUGGGUCCGAUUAUGCUCGAGAGGUCGCCUUCACCGACGAAGUCUGGCUGAGCCGACUACACAACCCACUCGCAAAGACAUUUGUCGCCGUGAGCCCCACGACGGCGGACCCUCGGGGCGAGCAAGGCAUCGUGGCAUCGACCACGGUCUUUGGCCCUCUCCCCAGCACUGCUGAGGACUUGCACUUUAUGGAACAGUCUGGGCUAUCUGCACCAUGGUCGUUGCCAGUUUACCACGUCACGGGCGUGUACACAAACCCGGAAAGCCGUGGCCGUGGCAUAGCGAAGGCUGUAAUGGGGGCCGCUCUCGAGGAUCUGCAGGCGACAUUGCAAAGGGCUGAUGCUGGCCACGAAGCUGGCAAGCCUGCAGCGGUGAUUCGGGUGGAUGUGUAUGCGCACAACAUGGCAGCGCAUGGGUUGUACUCUGCUGCAGGCUUUUCCGAGGUGGAAUCUCGCAAUGAGGCCCGCGAAUCGAGUGAGCCGGGUCGCCGCAUCCUCAGCAUGUUCCGAUUGUUGUUGGCGUAAUGGCAGAGAUGUUCGCGGCAGUCUUGUCAGAGGUGAGAGAUGGCCGAGUUGGACACGAUAUUAGGGUGUCUGUUGCUUGCGCCUGAGGAGGGAAGUCGCGAAAGCUGGGAUUGAGACAUGCCGCAGUGCUCCUGCCCACAUGAACCCCUAGAGCUCGACACCAGCAUGUUCCAAUUGUUAAGGUUGCAGUAGUGACCCGUAAUUUCAAGUUUGUUUCUGCUUAA
Molecule: messenger RNA, 1173 nt
Organism: Microdochium trichocladiopsis
Lineage: Eukaryota; Fungi; Ascomycota; Sordariomycetes; Xylariales; Microdochiaceae
Exons: 2
Coding region: 290-949 (219 amino acids)
Molecular function (GO): acyltransferase activity, transferring groups other than amino-acyl groups
Source: RefSeq, a predicted model, not a curated record